CUUCCUGUGGCGGUGUGAAACAGGCGGUUUAACUGACGGUGUGAUAGCACGACAAUGAUUUUAAUAAGUAAUAGAAUUAAAUUAUGCUCCUUAGCGUUUACAGCUGCUCGUAUGUAUGCAAGCGGGCCCCAAGUCAACAACAAUCCCGUCGUAUUCUUUGAUAUCGCAGCGGAUAAUCAGCCGCUGGGUCGAGUAACCUUCGAGCUGAAUGCCGACGUUGUUCCAAAAACAGCAGAGAAUUUCAGAGCGCUAUGUACUGGGGAGCAUGGCUUUGGCUACAAAGGCUCCAUCUUCCACAGAGUCAUUCCACAGUUCAUGUGUCAGGGCGGCGACUUCACCCAUCAAAAUGGCACGGGAGGAAAGUCCAUCUACGGCCCACGGUUUCCAGAUGAGAACUUCAAACUGAACCACACUGGGCCAGGUAUUCUUUCUAUGGCCAAUGCUGGACCCAACACCAAUGGCUCCCAGUUCUUCAUUUGCACUGCUAAAACACAGUGGCUGGAUGGGAAGCAUGUGGUGUUUGGCAGUGUGAAGGAUGGGAUGGAAGUGGUGAAGCAGGUGGAGGCUCUAGGCUCUCGCUCUGGAAAAACCUCCAAGAGGAUCACAAUUGCUGACUGUGGAGAGCUGAAGUAGAUUGAAUACAACUGUCUAUCCCAGCUCUAGAGCUCUGUAAUCACACUCAGCACUGAUCAAAAAUACACCUGAAACCUAGCAGAAAUGCACACAGCGUGAACCACUUAGCUGUGUGUGUGUAUGUUUUUUUUGCUGAAAAGUCUGCAUCAAUAACAGCCAUAUCUGGAGAUGUGCAUUAGGGCUGAAGUAAUGGGGUGGAUUAACUGGCUAAAUAUAGGCUUUGAACUCUUAGGUGAGUAGAGUUCUAAAUCUUGUUCUAAUGUGAAUGUUACUUAAAUUUUGUGAAAAAUAAACAUUUCAAGGGUGCUUCCUCUGUUCAAGAUGUACUUCUGGGUGAUUACAAACUUUAAAUGAUGUAAAACCUGACUGAAGUUUAUUUGAAUAACCAUGACUUCACUGAUUGUGUGUGUGUGUGCGUGCACACACUUGUACAAUGUAUAUUUGUGUGCAUGUGAGUUGGCUCUGAAUGUAGUGUUGCCUAAGGAAUGCAGAGGGUAUGUUCUGCAGUUAAGGGUAGUAAUUUGUUUAUUUUUCACUUUGUUUAGUCUUUCUUGUUUUGCUGAACUGUAACUAAUCUCAGGAAUAAAACCUUUGACAUGUGGUC
Electrophorus electricus (electric eel) is the source of this 1237-nucleotide messenger RNA. RefSeq names its product peptidylprolyl isomerase Fb (gene ppifb). The record is from RefSeq and is a predicted model, not a curated record. Gene Ontology annotation, molecular function: cyclosporin A binding; peptidyl-prolyl cis-trans isomerase activity. Gene Ontology annotation, biological process: protein folding; protein peptidyl-prolyl isomerization. Gene Ontology annotation, cellular component: cytoplasm. Lineage: Eukaryota; Metazoa; Chordata; Actinopteri; Gymnotiformes; Gymnotidae.